Momordica charantia (bitter melon) is the source of this 1287-nucleotide messenger RNA. Its product is annotated as exopolysaccharide production negative regulator. NCBI's taxonomy places the organism in Eukaryota, Viridiplantae, Streptophyta, Magnoliopsida, Cucurbitales, Cucurbitaceae. The record is from RefSeq and is a predicted model, not a curated record.
AAAUAAAAAGUUGAUACUUUCCUCUCUUCUCACUCUCGCAGAAAAAUAAAAUUUCUUCGUUCCUCUGGUCAAGGAGACUCCGAUCACCGGAUAGAUGUUUCCGGUGGCCGGAGCUAUCGUCCCUUUUAAACCUAAAAGUUCGUGCCGUUCAUCCAAGAAACCAGAGUGAUUAGCCUGCAAUUUCAGUAUUCUCGAUGGAUUCUGUGGACGACGAGGUUUCUACCUCUGAAAGGACGACGAAGGGGCGUUAUCUAGCUUUAAUUGUGCGAUGGUGCGCCGUGCUUAUGCUUCCAGUAGUUUUAUUCUUUGUUGUGACCUUAUCGUUGAGUUUAGUUGCCGUUCUUGUCGCCAAUUCGUCAAUUCCUAAUUCCAUUUCUUUGCGCUCUCAGUGCAAGAUUGUUUCCAGCAGUGUGGACCUUAGGUCAUCUAAAGUUUGUGAACUUGGACUACUGAAUUAUAAAGCCAAGAAUGUUUUCUACCCCUAUGAAAGGAAUAAGUUUAGAUGCCGUUACGACUACUACUGGGCGUCUGUAUUCAAGGUAGAAAUGAAGGAUCAUUUUUCUGGCAAGGCUCGGAUUGGUUUGGCAGAGGCUCCAGAUGAGGCCCUUCCUCAUAAAUGCAGGCCUAAUUUCGGUGCUGCAUGGUUGGCAAAAGAUAAAUUCAAGGUGAAUGAAACAUACGACUGCUGGUACUCAUCUGGCAUUUCCAAAGUGAGCUUAGACUAUGAUGGUUUCUCCAGUUGUCAAUCUCAAGAGCCUACAAAAGUCGAGAUGAUUAAAAGAUACUACUUUCUGUGCACAAAAAUAUUGCUUUCUUGGCAUUCUAGCAAGGAAAGAGCCAUAUUUUGGAGGUGGGAUGUGAUGGCUGGACUUAUGACUGGUUUUUCGACUUCAUUGAUCGCCAUUACUGUCUUAAGGAUCCUACAGCCACUGAUUCCUUGGAUGCUUAGGUACUUCACAGCAAGAUUUUUUAUCCACCUGAAUCGCGGUUGUUUUCUGGUAGCGUACUUCUCCUUUGUAGGUUGGUUAAUUGUCCAGUAUGGAAAAAGGCUUAGCCUUCCUGAGAUUUUCAAUAUCCUGAAAACUAGGUUGUGGUCCUCAAACUGAAACAACAGAAAGAAAGUAAAUGUAGCAUUUUUUUCCAGUGAAUCGAUGUUAGAAUUUAUUACAUUACGGCUGUUUGUAGAAAGAUGUAUGAUGUAUUGAUGAGAUGAAGCUGUAACUUCCAUUUAUGUGAAAAUUUGAUACAAGAAGAAGAAAUGGAUUUACAUACCUACAGAAACUGCUA